Molecule: messenger RNA, 792 nt
Organism: Notodromas monacha
Lineage: Eukaryota; Metazoa; Arthropoda; Ostracoda; Podocopida; Cyprididae
Source: the annotation of a GenBank genome assembly
UGCUCAGACGUAAAAUGAUCGCUGAAAUUACUGUAUUUAGCACGAACCUCAAUGCUUUGAAACAAGCACGGGAGACAUGAACUACAUCGUGCCAUUCGUCCCGCACUUGUUCACGAAACGGACCGAGGACGAAGCCUACAUAGUCGCAGUGACGUUCAGAGGCGUGCUGGGCCAAACGGAUUUUCUCGACUGCAUCCGGAACAUGACCGAGGACGAAUUUCUCUCGAAAGCAAAAGCUAAGCUACGGGAAAUCGAAAAUGGACCGGAAAUGAAGCGAUUUCACGGCUCACCAGGUACUCUAGUAACGAAGUACUCGGAAUCAGGACCAAAAAGCUUCGGGAAAUACUUGCGGAGAGUGUUGAUGGCAGGCGCACCAUUUCAGCCAGGACUUAUCUCUUGCGAAUACACCUUCCCGGAAGAACUCACUAACAGCGACACGCAGGACACUCCCGACUUGAAACUGGACUGCGAACAAUACAUUUACAUCCUCCACGCGCCAGUGAGAUUCAUCGCCAACGAUUAUAACUCGAUACUGGAACCAGGGUCGUCACUGAUAAUCAAGAAAAACGUGCGACACGGUUUCAGUCCGGCCGAAAAAGGCAAACCGAAGAUAAUAUCUUUCCAGAUGGAUGACAAAGAUUCAGACGCCUGGGGCAUCGUCGCCCUAUCGCUUCAAUUCGCCGGAGAAAAAGGUGCAGCACGCAUCCGCCGCAAUUCGAAACAUUGGUCAAAUUAAGAUGAUGUACGAACUCGGAAAAGGAGUACGCCAUCACAGGAAAAUUCCUCAGAGAA